GCGGCCGGGCCCGCGGCUGGGCUGGAGCCUCCUGGCGCCCGGUUUCAGUUUCUAUCGGAGCGCAGGGCGCGGGGCGCGGAGGGUGCUCAGGGCGCGGAGCGCGGAGGCCUGCCUGUCCCCCAGCUCAUCAGCAGCCCCGGAGGCGCUGGAAGACGGAGUCCGGACCUGAGUCCCGGGCAGGCUCAAGGCCACAUCUUGAUCCUCGGAGCCCUGAGUGGAGUGAGCCUCUGGGGACACCGGGAAAGACGUCAGCAGGGCGUCGUGCCUCCAGCUGGACAUGCCACUCGCGAAGCUGAUUGGACCCUACUCAGAUGCUGCCUGAAGCUGGCCCCUGGUAUGGACUGUCUCCACGGACACCCUAGAGCGUCUAGGAUGAACCAGGAAGCCAAGGCCAGCUCCUCAUGGACCCCAUUAGCUUCAAGCUGGGCACCAAGAACCAGUGGGGUGAGCUCGUGAGUCUGCUCAGCGAUCACCCAGAAUGGCUGAAUGCCAAGGUGAAGUUCUUCCUCCCCAACAUGGACCUGGGCUCCAGGGCCGAGGGCCCAGGCCCCGCACAGAGGGUCCUCCUACAGCUCAGGGAGCUGCGCAGCCAGGGCCGGGUCACCUGGAGGGCGUUCAUCCACUGCGUGUGCAUGGAGCUGGAUGUGCCCCUGGAGCUGGAGGUGCGGCUGAUGAGCACCUGGGGCCACGGAGACGGGUUUCCUGGUCCUCCGGAAAUGGGUGCAGAAAGCCAGCCUGAACCUCAGCUCCCCCUGGGCCUCAAGCGGCCUCACCAGAGCUGCGGGUCCUCGCCCCGCAGGAAGCAGCUCAGGAGGCAGCAGUUCGAACUGGCCAGGAGGUACCUAGAGCAGCUGAAGACCUGGGCCCAGCAGCGCCAUGGCGGCCAGCUCCCGGGGCCAGGGCAGCCCCUCGCCUUCCCCGAGGCCUACGUGCCCCCCAUCCUGCAGUGGAGCCGGGCCACGGCGCCUUUCCGCGCUCGGGAGGGCGCAGAGGACGGCGCGGACGUGAGGCUCCAGGACCUCUUUGGCCCCGGGGCCGGGGACAGGGGCCCGCGGGUGAUGGUGCUUCUGGGGAAGGCGGGCACGGGCAAGACCACGCUGGCCCGCUGGCUGUGCCAGAGGUGGGCCGCCGGCCAGCUGGACCGCUUCCUGGCCCUGUUCCUGUUCGAGUUCCGCCAGCUCAACCUGCUGGCCGAGGCCCCGACGCUGCCCCAGCUCCUCUUCCACCUGGGCCUCCGUCCCGAGGAGGACCCUGACGCCGUCCUGCAGUUCCUGGAGUGGAGCGCCAAGCAGGUCCUGCUCGUCUUCGACGGGCUGGACGAGGCCCUCCACCCCGACCCCCGCCCCGGGGCGCCCGGCCCGGCCCUCGCCCUCUUCUCCGGCCUGUGCCGGGGGGCCCUCCUGCCCGGCUGCAGGGUCCUGGCCACCUCGCGGCCGGGGAAGCUGCCGGACUGCCUGCCCGCCGAGGCCGCCACCGUCCACCUGUGGGGCUUCGACGGGCCGCGGGUGGAGGAGUACGUGGGCCGCUUCUUCGGCGACCGGCCGGCCCGGGAGGCGGCCCUGGCGGAGCUGCGGGCCAACGGGCACCUCCGGAGCAUGUGCGCGGUGCCCGCCCUGUGCCGCAUCGCCUGCCUCUGCCUCCGCCACCUGCUCCCGGGCAUGUCUCCGGGUCAGUCGGCGGCCCUCCUGCCCACCGUGACUCAGACCUACGUGCAGAUGGUGCUCGCCCUGAGCCCCCGCGGGCACUGGACCCCCGAGGCCCUGAGGGGCCUGGGGAAGGUGGCCCUGGGCGGGCUGGAGGCCGGGAAGGUGAUCUUCUCUGCCACGGACAUCCCUCCCUCCGUGAUGGCCCUCGGGGCCGCCCUGGGCCUGCUGACCUCCUUCGGCGCCUGCACGGGCCCCGGGCAGCGGGAGACGGGCUACGCCUUCACCCACCUCAGCCUGCAGGAGUUCCUGGCUGCCCUGCACCUGAUGGCCAGUCCCACGGUGGACGAAGACACGCUCGCCCGCCACGUCACCCUCCAUUCCCGCUGGGUGCUGCGGACCAAAGCCAGGCUGGGCCUCUGGGACCACCUCCCCGCCUUCCUGGCGGGCCUGGCAUCCCCCGCCUGCCAUCCCUUCCUCGCGCAGCUGGCGGAGCAGGGCGAGGGGUGGGUGCGCGCCAAGCAGGCCACGGUCCUCCAGGCGCUGAGGAGGCUGGCCACGCGCAGGCACACGGGGCCGAAGGUGGUGGAGCUGUGCCACUGUGUGGGCGAGACGCAGGAGCCCGAGCUGGCCAGCCUCGUGGCCCGGAGCUUCCCCGGCCAGCUGUCCUUCCAUAACUUCCUGCUGAGCUACGCCGACCUGGCCGCCCUGACCAACGUCCUGGGGCACCGGGAGGCCCCCAUCCACCUGGAGUUCGAGGGCUGCCCGCUGGAGCCCCGCUGCCCGGAGGCCCUGGCCGGCUGUGGGCAGGUGGAGAGCCUCAGCUUUAAGAGCAGGAAGUGUGGGGACGCCUUCGCAGAAGCCCUCUCCAGGAGCUUGCCGACAAUGGGGAGCCUGAAGAAGCUGGGGUUAGCCGGAAGUAAGAUCACUGCCCAAGGCAUCUGCCAGCUGGUGCAGGCUUUGCCCCUGUGCCCACACCUGGAAGAAGUCAGCUUUCAGGACAACCAGCUCAAGCACGAGGAGCUGCUGAACAUCAUGGAGGUCCUCCCUCGCCUGCCGAGGCUCCGGAAGCUUGAUCUGAGCCACAACAAGGUCUCCAUGACGACCCAGCUCAGCUUGACCAAGAUGGCAGUCACGUGCCCGACUAUCAGGACGCUGCAAGUCAGGGAGGCGGACCUCAUCAUCCUUCUCUCCCCGCCCCCCGAGACAGCGGCAGAGGAGCGACCUGGAUCCCCAGACGCACGGGGAGACGCCAGCCAGAAGGAGGCUCAGCCCAGAAGCCUGGCCCUCAGGCUGCCGAAGUGCCGGCUCACCGUCCAAGACGUGGAGGUGCUCAUAGCCCAGCUCCAGGAGGGCCCCCGUCUGGAGGAAGUGGACCUCUCAGGGAACCAGCUGAAGGACGAAGGCUGCCGCCUGGUGGCAGAGGCUGCCCCUCAGCUGCGCAUCACCGGGAAGCUCGACCUCAGCGACAACGGGCUCUCGCUGGCGGGGCUGCCCUGUGUGCUGAGGGCAGUGGGCACGUGCCGGAGCCUGGCAGACCUGCACAUCAGCCUCCUGCACAAAACUGUGGUCCUCACGUUUACGUCCGAGCUGGAGGAGCAGGAGGAGACGCAGGAGAGGGCUGCAUUUCUCGACAGCCUCAUGCUCCAGACGUCCUCUGAGCUGCCCCCGUGCUCCCCGAGGAUCAGGCUGACUCACUGCGGUCUGCAAGCUGAGCACCUGGAGCAGCUCUGCAAGGCCUUGGAAGGAAGCUGCUGCCCAGGCCACCUCGACUUGUCAAGGAAUGCUCUGGGGGACGAGGGUGCUGCCCAGCUGCCUCUGUGGCUACCCGCACUGGGCCCUCUGCAGUCCUUGGACCUCAGUGAGAACGGCCUCUCCCUGGACGCUGCGCUCAGCUUGGCCCGGUGUUUCUCCGAGCUGCCCUGGCUCCUCCAGCUGGACAUCAGCUUCGAGAGCCAGCACAUCAUCCUGAGAGGCGGCAGAAGAGCCAGGCACCCGCCGGCCGGCAGCCCUCCGCCAGAGUGCCCCGCCCAAGGCCGGCCCUCGGGGUUCGGCCAGCGCUGCGUCCCCCGGAGCUUCUGCCUCAGCGAGUGUGGCCUGGAGCCCCCGAACCUCACCUGCCUCUGCGAGGCUCUGGAGAAGUGCCCGGGGCCGCUGGAAGUCAGGUUGUCCCGCGUGGUGCUGAGCGACCAGAGCCUGGACACCCUGCUGAGGCACCUGCCCUGGCUCCCCCAGCUGCGCCUCCUGCAGCUGAGCCAGACGCCUCUGCCGCCGAGGAGCCCCUUCCUGCUGGCCAACCUCCUCAGCCUGUGCCCACACGUGGAGAAGGUGGCUCUCAGGUCUUUCCAGGAGGCCACCCUGCACUUCAAGUCCAGCGAGGAGCAGAGAGGCGGGCGCUGCGGCAGGUUCACGGGCUGCGGCCUCAGCCAGAUGCACGUGGAGCACCUGUGUGAGCUGCUGAGGAAGUGUGAGGACCUUGGCCAGCUGGACCUCUCCGCCAACCAGCUGGGGGACGGCGGGCUCAGGAGCUUGCUGAUGUGCCUGCCUCGGUUGCCCAUCUCGGGUUCUCUUGACCUGAGUGGCAACAGCAUCUCUCCGGAAGGUGCCCUGUGCCUGGUGGAGACCCUGCCUUCCUGCCCACGAAUCCGGGAGGCCUCCGUGGACCUGGGCUCCCAGCAGAGCUUCCGGAUUCACCUCUCCCGGCAGGAGGAGACCAGGAAGACCUUGAGGCUGCGGGAGUGCAGCUUCAGACCAGAGCACAUGGCCAGACUGGCCUUUGGCCUGGGCCAGGCCCCGCACCUGACGGAGCUCACGCUGAGCCGCUGCGGCCUGGGCCUGCAGGACCUGACCCACCUCCUGUUUCUGCUGCCGCCGCCCGAGGGGCUGCUCCGGCUCAGGGUGGAGGAGCCGUGGAUGGGCCGAGUCGGGCUGCUCACCCUGCUGGAUGUCUGCGCCCAGGCCCUGGGCAAUGUCACCGAGAUCAGCAUCUCCGAGAGCCAGCAGCAGCUCUGUCUCCAGCUGCGGUUUCCUCCUCAGGAGAACCCCGAUGCCAUGGCCCACAGGUUGGCUCUCUGUGUCCUUGAGACCCACCACAGCCUCCUUGCCAGGCAGCUGAUGGAAGCGUGCAUUUGGCUGCAGCAGCUCAGCUUGUCCCAGGUGAACCUGUGCCGCACCAGCUGCCUGCUGCUGCGAAGCUUCCUGCCAGCCCUCUCGGAGCUGAAGACCUUCCGGCUGGCCUCCAGCUGUGUGAGUUCCGAGGGCCUGGCCCCCCUGGCGUCUGCUCUGAGCCUGUGUGACCACCUGGAGGAGCUGGACUUGUCUAACAAUCAGCUCGGCGAGGCAGCCACCCAGGUGCUGAUGGCCCUCAAAUGCAAGAGCAGGCUGAAGAGGCUGGACCUCAGCCACUUCCCCCUGGACGACUCCACGCUGGCCGUGCUCACACGAGAACUGCGCUGCAUGACCCGCCUGCAGAGCCUCUGCCUGAGCCACAACCAGAUGGGAGACAAGGGUGCCCGGCACUUGGCCGCCGUCCUGCCCCGGCUGCCUGAGCUCCGGAGGAUAGACCUCUCAGCGAAUGGCAUCGGCCGGGCUGGGGGAGUGCGGCUGGUGAAGUCCCUUGCCCUCUGCAAGCACCUGGAGGAGCUGCUGCUCAGCUGCAACGCCAUGGGGGACCUCAUCACCCUGAAGCUGACCCUGGGGCUGGCCCAGCGCCUCAGAGUCCUGCACCUGCGGUCCAGCCGUCUGGGCCCAGCGGAGGCGCUGAGCCUGGGCCUGGCCCUGGAUGGAUGCCCACGUUUGGAAGAGAUCAGCUUGGCAGAGAACAGCCUGGCCGGACAGGUCCUCCACUUCCAUCAGGGGCUCCCGCUGCUGAGGCAGAUAGACCUGGUUUCCUGUGAGAUCGACGACCAGGCUGCCCAGCUCCUCAUCGCCAGCUUCGCGCUCUGCCCGGCCCUGGAAGAAAUCCUGCUGUCCUGGAACCUGCUGGGGGACGAGGCGGCUGCCAAACUGGCCCAGGUCCUGCCUCGGCUGCAGCGGCUGAAGAGUGUGGACCUGGAGAAGAAUCGGAUCACAGCGUAUGGAGCCUGGCUCCUGGCUGAAGGGCUGGCGGAGAACGCCGGCAUCCACGUCAUCCGCCUCUGGAAUAACCGCAUCCCCCCGGACGUGGCCCGGCACCUGCAGAGCCGGGAGCCCCGGCUGGACUUCGCUUUCUUCCCCAGCGAGCGGCCGGCGCCUGCGGGGACCUGAGGGCCACCUCAUCCCCUUUGAAUCCAGCCACGUGACGCCAUGCCUGCCCCCGCCUGGAUGGGGGCUCAGGAGGAGCCUCAGCGGGCGCCCCUGUCCCUGCCCCAGGACGGGGGGGAGGGGAGGACACACGUGUCCUGCGACAGCCUUCAGGGAGGACUUUGUGAGAACCGAGAGCCUCGUGUGGCCCUGAGACGACCUUGCAUUCCAUGUGGCAUGCGUGACCGGUAGGGACAUGUGGCAUCAUGAGUGUGUCAUGUGAUGUAUGACACAGAAGGUCACCUAUGGCAGAGUUCCAUGUGACAUUACACGGAACUUGCCGUGUGGCCUGUGGCUCAGGGUCAGGGGUCCUAGCACUACACGUGAUAGGGAUUGGUGGUUCAUAUAAAACACAUGACACACGUCCAUGUCCUAUAGGACACGUGGCUGGCCCGAUGCCCUUGGGCUGGUCCAAGAUCUAAGUUAUUACUUUUUAAAAAAAAACAAGCGUGUAUUUAUAGAUGGCACUUCCAGAGCAGCUAAGUAAGCCAGAGCCCGUCUUCCACCCGGGACUGGAGCGAGGCGAGUGUCUGAGCACUGACCGGCCCUGUGAACCGAGACAGGGUCUUCAGGGGAGCCCCCUCCUGCCUCAGGUCUUAGCUUCCCCAUCUGUAGACGGGUGACUCCUCCCCUUCAGUGCUGACCUCCGGGGGGGAGCCAGCUUGGCCUGUGGAUGGAGGGGGCCCAGUCUGUCCUGCGUAAGGGACAAAGCCAGGCCUAGGGUAACGAGGCGAGGCCAUGGGGUCCGGCCACUACCUCCGGGACACCCGGGGAGCUCCUCGGGGCCGCACAUGUUACACGGUGCUCCUGUUACUCCCCAGAGGGCGCCAGGGCGGCCCCAAGACCCUCUAAGCCACGUGUGACCAAUAAACGGGACGGCCUCCCA
Messenger RNA from Pipistrellus kuhlii (Kuhl's pipistrelle), 6810 nucleotides. RefSeq names its product NLR family CARD domain containing 5 (gene NLRC5). Bases 402 to 5888 code for a protein of 1828 amino acids. The transcript is spliced from 49 exons. The record is from RefSeq and is a predicted model, not a curated record. Gene Ontology annotation, molecular function: protein binding. Lineage: Eukaryota; Metazoa; Chordata; Mammalia; Chiroptera; Vespertilionidae.